Messenger RNA from Castor canadensis (American beaver), 9713 nucleotides. The record is from RefSeq and is a predicted model, not a curated record. NCBI's taxonomy places the organism in Eukaryota, Metazoa, Chordata, Mammalia, Rodentia, Castoridae.
CCUGAUGCUGGUGGCUCAUGCCUGUAAUCCUAGCUACUUGGGAGGCUGAGAUCAGGAGGAUCACAGUUUGAGGUCAGUUCACACCAAAGGUUCAUGGGAGCCUAUCUCUGUGGAAAAUGGCUGGGUGCUGUAUGCCUGUUGUUCCAGCAACAGUGGGAAGCAUACAGUAGGAUCUCAAUCCAGGCUGGCCAAGAGCUGGAGGUGACUAAGUGGUAGAGCACUUGCCUUGCAAACACAAAGCUGUGAGUUCAAGCUGCAGUACCAACAAAACAAAAAUGCAUAUCCAGACAAUUGGUCAUCAAAACCUCAGCAUUCAAGUAGUAGCGCACUUGCCGAGCAAGCGUGAGGCCCUGAGUUGACUCCCCAGUACUGCAAAACAGUAUGUGCAUGGGGGUCGGGGUGGGGGAAAGGGGACCUUAAGCAUAAGAACUAAAGGUGUAAAAAUUCUUAGGAGAAAAUGGGAAUAUCUUAAUGACUUUGCAUUUGGCUGUGAUUUCUUGGAUAUGACACCAAAAGCACAGUCCACAAAAGAAAAAAAAAGUAGGUAAUUGAACUUCAUCAAAAUUAAAAACUUUUGUAUAUCAUCAGAUACUAUCAAGAGAGUUAACAGACAAAACAAAGGAGAGAACACGUUUGCGAAUCACGUAUCUACCGAAGAAUUGACAUCUAGACUACAUAAAGAGCCACGACUCAAGCCAGGAGCAGUGACUCAAGCCUGCAGUGUCAUGACUCAGGAGGCAGAGACGGGAGGAUUGCAAUUCAAGUGCAGCCUGGCAGAAAGCUUAGAAGACCCUAUCUCAGCUAGUGACUGGGUGUGGUCUCACACCCCGGUGGGCGAAGCACAAAUAGGAGGACUUCAGUCCAUGCUGGCCCAGACAAACAGCCAGCACAGAAAGGGCUUGGGAUGUGGUUCAAGUUGCAGGAUGCUCACCUGGCAGUGCAAGGCCCUGACUACUGUCCUCCCACCCCGAAAAACCCCCAAAAACAAAAAAACAACUCAACAGAGGAAAAAUAGAUUUUUAGAGUCACACGUUAUAUUCAGACAGUAGAUAAAGCCUUUGGUGAAGAGCUCUAGUUUUGUGGGAGAGUGAAUAUGCAUAAAGCCUUUCCUGUUCUUUGAAAAACGUCCUGGGGCAUGUAGUAUUCAGGACAUACAUUGUCAGUUCUUUGUCUUGAAACUGUCAAGAGAAACUCAUGAUCCUCUUGCUUCAGCCUCUGCCUGCUGGGAUUACACGUGUGCACCGCUAUGCCUGGCUUCAGUACAGUCCUGGGUUCUCUUGAUGAGAACUAUACCUAGCAUCAGCUUUAGCAAAAAUAAUGAAUUCAUUUAAUGAAGAAGCAGUAUGGAACAGAAAUUUACCACGUAUGUCAUGGGGCCAGAGUGCCUUGCUUUUGAGUCCUAGCUUCUCUAGCUGAUACAACCUUGGGAAAGUUACUCCUCUGAAUACUCUGUUCAUCUGUAAAUAAAUGUCACUGCUUUAUAGAAUUAUUGUGUGGCUAAAUAAGUUAGUGUAUGUAACAUUUUUAAAACAGUGCUUGAUAUAUAUAGGAAAUCUUACUGAAAGAAGACUGCCAGUAAUAAUUUAAGCUCAACAGCUGGCCACGAUCUGAUUAUUAAUGAGAAGUUAUACUUGCAUGUUGAUUUAGGAAUGUUUUCUCUCCUUAUUCUUGCUGCCACUUUUUAGAAAACCUAUUUUUAAAAAAGCAGCUUGGUAGAUCCAUCUGCUUAUUCUUAGUGGCAUAUCACAUACUGUGACUGUACUUCCUUUUUUUUAAGGGAGGAAGGAUUUAUUUUGGCUCACUAUUUCAGAGGUUUUGGUCAAUCAUGGCAGAGGUGGUGGGAGGAGCAGAGCAGCUCACCAUGGCGGCCAGAAAGCAGAGAGAGAGCAUGCAUGAGGCCAGCAGGCUUUCUUCUCCUUCACCUUCCGUUCCUUCUGGCCCCCAGCCUAUGAGAUGAUGCCACCCUCAUUCAAAGAAGGUCUUUCUCCUUCAGUUAAUCUGGAAACAUCCUCACAGGUACACCCAAGAGGUGUGCGUGCUCAUCUCCCAGGCUUGGCUCAGUCAGAUCAAGUUGACAAUCGAGAUGAACCGUCACAGUGAACGUGCCACGUUUCCUUUUCCAUUCACCCAGUACAAAGUAGCUGGAAGAGAAGACGCUCCAUGUUCUCACCAAAACAGCUAAAUGUUUCUGGUGAUGGGUGAACUAAGAACUCUGCUCUGACCAUUGUGCAGUACUUGCCACACGGCGCUCCCUCACGACGCACAGGUGCCAGUGGAGAGAGAUAUUCUUUUGAAACCUUCCAGUAGAAGUAGUUCUCAAGAGCAAACUUCAUUUGAGCUCAGCAUAAGAAAAAGAAGAGCCUUUGGUAGACACUGAAGAAGGGACGGGGAUCUCUUCUCCUGAUCUGGGCCUCCUGUCAUGGAUGAAGAGACUCGGCACAGCCUUGAGUGCAUCCAGGCCAAUCAGAUCUUUCCUAGAAAGCAGCUGAUUCGGGAGGAUGAGAGUCUUCAGGUUCCUUUCUUUGAACUCCAUGGAGAGAGCACAGAGUAUGUCGGCCGUGCUGAGGACGCCGUCAUUGCCCUUUCUAACUACAGACUUCACAUCAAGUUCAAGGAGUCUCUUGUCAAUGUUCCGUUACAGCUCAUUGAAAGCGUCGAAUGCCGAGAUAUAUUUCAGCUCCACUUGACCUGCAAAGACUGCAAGGUUAUCAGGUGUCAGUUCUCAACCUUUGAGCAGUGUCAAGAGUGGCUUAAGAGAUUAAACAGUGCAAUCCGACCACCUGCUAAAAUAGAAGACCUCUUCUCAUUUGCAUACCAUGCUUGGUGCAUGGAGGUCUACGCCAGUGAAAAAGAGCAACAUGGGGACUUGUGCAGACCAGGGGAGCAUGUAACGUCAAGGUUUAAGAAUGAAGUGGAGCGCAUGGGUUUUGAUAUGAACAAUGCCUGGAGAAUUUCCAACAUCAAUGAGAAAUACAAGUUAUGUGGUAGCUAUCCACAAGAGCUCAUAGUGCCUGCCUGGAUCACUGACAAAGAGCUAGAAAGUGUAGCAAGCUUCAGAUCCUGGAAGCGCAUCCCUGCUGUCGUCUACAGGCACCAGAGCAACGGCGCUGUCAUUGCCCGCUGUGGACAGCCGGAGGUCAGCUGGUGGGGCUGGCGAAAUGCGGAUGACGAGCAUCUGGUGCAGUCAGUAGCCAAAGCUUGUGCCUCCGACUCCCGAUCGAGCGGGAGCAAGCUGUCAACCAGGAACAGCUCUCGGGACUUUCCCAAUGGGGGAGACCUUUCCGAUGCGGACUUUGAUUCUUCUCUGUCAAACGCGUCUGGAGCAGAGAGUUUAGCCAUCCAGCCACAGAAGCUUUUGAUCUUGGAUGCACGCUCCUACGCAGCAGCUGUGGCAAACCGAGCCAAAGGAGGAGGCUGCGAGUGUCCAGAGUAUUACCCGAACUGUGAAGUUGUGUUUAUGGGGAUGGCAAACAUUCAUUCUAUCCGGAGAAGUUUUCAGUCUCUGCGGCUGCUGUGCACACAGAUGCCAGACCCGGGAAAUUGGCUUUCAGCUCUUGAAAGCACAAAAUGGCUGCAUCACCUGUCCGUGCUUCUGAAGUCGGCACUGCUGGUGGUGCAUGCUGUGGACCGGGACCAGCGCCCAGUGCUGGUGCACUGCUCAGAUGGCUGGGACCGCACCCCCCAGAUCGUGGCAUUGGCUAAGCUCCUGCUGGACCCGUACUACCGAACCGUAGAGGGUUUCCAGGUCCUUGUGGAGAUGGAGUGGCUGGAUUUUGGCCAUAAGUUUGCUGACCGGUGUGGCCAUGGGGAGAACUCGGACGACCUGAAUGAGCGCUGCCCAGUGUUUCUGCAGUGGCUUGACUGCGUUCAUCAGCUUCAGAGGCAAUUUCCUUGCUCUUUUGAGUUCAAUGAAGCAUUCCUUGUGAAACUGGUGCAGCAUACCUACUCCUGCCUCUUUGGAACAUUCCUGUGCAACAACGCCAAGGAGAGAGGAGAAAAGCAUACUCAGGAACGGACGUGCUCUGUGUGGUCACUCCUCCGGGCAGGCAACAAGGCCUUUAGAAACCUCCUGUAUUCCUCUCAGUCAGAAGCUGUGCUGUACCCUGUGUGCCACGUGCGGAACCUGAUGCUGUGGAGUGCUGUGUACCUGCCGUGCCCAUCCCCGUCGACUCCCGUGGACGACAGCUGUGCACCAUACCCAGCCCCCGGCACCAGCCCUGAUGAUCCCCCCCUGAGCCGGCUACCAAAGACUAGAUCAUUUGACAAUCUGACCACUGUGUGUGACAGUACAGUGCCUCUGGCCAGCCGGCGGAGCAGUGACCCCAGCUUGAAUGAGAAGUGGCAGGAACAUCGGCGCUCACUGGAGCUGAGCAGCCUGGCUGGUCCUGGGGAGGAGCCUCCUGCCACCACCUCUGCACCCACCACCGACAGCCUGGGGAAGCCCAGCAGGGGGCCAGGGGGCGCUGAGCUGUCUGUGGCUGCUGGAGUAGCUGAAGCGCAGAUGGAGAACAUUUUGCAAGAGGCCACCAAAGAAGAGAGUGGAGCUGAGGAGCCUGCCCACAGGGGCGGCAUCGAAAUGCCACAGGUCAAAGAGGAGGCACCCUUACCUCAGAAGAGCAGGAGGAUGGUGACUGAGGGCUCAGUCGUUGUACUUGACCAAGAACCAGAGCUGGAUGAUGCUUCUCUGAGAAGCCAUCCAGACCGCAGCCUGUCUCUGUGUUCACAGGGUGUUCCUGAACAGCACGGUGGGCACCGUGUUCUCCCUGGUUCUCUGCAGGCCCUUCCCAAGGGAGAGGAUUCCCAGGAGGCCCCUGAGGAGCAGCCUCGAAUAGGGGACCCUGCAGAGGGUGGGGUGGAUUCGGCUCCUCCCAUCCUGGUAGAUACAAAAGUUGCCUAUGGUACCUCACCGUCUGGUUCUUUGCUAACUUCUCAAGUCCCAUUUGAGACCAGAGGACCAAAUACGGACCGUUCCAUGGACAUGUUAAUAGAAGAGACGAUGAAGUCAGAAGGUGGGCCUCAAGUCUAUCGUAGACCUUGCCUGGUAAUCAGUGGUAGGUUCAGUGGCAAGGACAUGCUUCCCCCAGCGCUGGAGCCCAGGCCUGUGGAGAGGAGCCUGGUCGAGCGACCCCAAGGUGGGUCUGCAGCACACAGGACUUCGGGCAGCACGCUUAGCCUGACACGGGUCCCUUGUGCCUUGCCUUUAGCUGAAUGUAAAGAGGGGCCUGUGUGCAACGGCACCCCAGAGACUGAAAACAAGGUCUCAGAGCAGCCUGCUGGGCUUGGCACCUUCCAGAAGUACCCCACACCCAAUGGGCACUGCACCAAUGGGGAGGCUGGGCGGAACAAAGACUCACUGAGCCGCCAGCUGUCUGCCACAAGUUGUACCUCUGCCCACUUACUCAGGAACUUGCACCACAAGUGGCUGCACAGUCAUUUGGGGAGGCCAUCCGCCACCAGCAGCCCUGACCAGCCUUCCCGCAGCCACCUGGAUGAUGAUGGCAUGCCUGUGUACACAGACACCAUCCAACAGCGCCUGCGUCAGAUCGAGUCGGGCCACCAACAGGAAGUGGAGACCUUGAAGAAACAAGUCCAGGAGCUGAAGAGUCGCCUGGAGAGCCAGUACCUGACGAGCUCUCUGCGCUUCAAUGGGGACUUUGGAGAUGAAGUGAUGACCCGUUGGCUCCCUGACCACCUGGCUGCCCACUGCUAUGCGUGUGACAGUGCCUUCUGGCUCGCCAGCAGGAAGCACCACUGCAGGGACACUGACCGUGUUGAUCAAACGUGGAAUUGUGGAAACGUGUUCUGCUCCAGCUGUUGUAACCAGAAGGUUCCGGUUCCUAGCCAGCAGCUUUUCGAACCCAGUCGAGUGUGCAAGUCUUGCUACAGCAGCCUACACCCCACAAGCUCCAGCAUUGACCUUGAACUGGAUAAGCCCAUUGCUGCCACUUCCAACUGAAGCUCAGUGACCUGGGUGGGCAGAGGCCAAGCUGCUGUUCUCUGACAGGCCCGUACAGCCUGGGCAGACCGAGGCCCAUGCACUUCGGAGUGGGGGCAUGGCACUAACUGUGCAGAGUGACAGGAAUUGGGAUGUGCCACUGGAUUGUAGGUUGAGUUUUCUUUCCCCUGCCUUCCCUUUUCCAUCCUCCUUUUGCCUUCAAAAAAGAGAAAAGUCCCCUGGUUGUCUUAAUUUUUUUUUUUUUUUUUUAAUGGAAGACCAGAGAUUGCCAGGCCCCCUGUAACCGCCAGGCUGUCUGCUGUCAGGCACCCUGAGGUGGCUCAAUACAUCUGGGUGGGCGAAGGCUGGCCAGAGCCAGGAGUGGAGGUCGGAGACCGUGAGCAGGGCAGAAAGUCAGUGCUAACGUUAGUGCCGGUCUCUCGUGCCACCACCAGGUCAGAGCAGGCUGGACACCUUGCUGCUGGCGAAGCUGGGAGCCUUGUUCCCGAGAGCACUGCCCUGUGCUCCUGAGGAGGCCGGAGGGAGGGACAUUCAGUGAGCGGGACCCUCACUCAGAGCCCCCUGGAGAAGGAAGCGUGUGCUCUUUUGAGGCAGACAAGGGCCUGGGUGGCUGGUCAGCACAUUGGCCCGAGGAGGAUUCUGUCUUUAACUUGACCCAAAUUGUCUUGGGCUCCCUUGCUUUCGUGGGGCUGCCUCCCUGGGCAUGCUGGGUAGUGCGUCCCACCCUUAGGCCUAAGGGUUCAGGCUGGCUGGAGUGUGGUAUCUUGCUGCUGUGGCCAAGACCUGCACUGAGCUGGGCACACCUGGGAGCCCCUUCCGGGUCCUCGUCCCCCAUACAAUCUUUCUUCCUCUGUCAGCACAGGGAAAUCCAGACUCAGGGUUCCAUAAGUUCCCCAUUCCCAAACCAAACAAAUCAUGGAUUUUCCCCUGAGGGGUAGAAUCAGCCUUCAGUUACAAAGGUCCCCCCACAAUCAGCCUUCCACCUCCUCCUCCCCUUCUGAGGGUAGCAGGAAGGGCCCAGCACUCUCUCUGCCCUGCUCCUGGCUGCUGUCCAGCAGUAAAGGGCCACGCAGUGACUGCAGGGUUCCUUAGAGUGACAUUUCCCGGAGGAGAUUCAGGGCACCUUUUCUCAGUGAGCUUUGAUAUGGGGCCCAAAGAGCCUUAAAUCAAGAAUCUGUAUGGUGGCGGUGGAUGUGGAGACGGGUGGAGAGUUUAGGUUUGUUGUGUAACAUUGGCAUCCAUGUUUUGUGCCUCCCUCCUGGUCAGGGUUCUGCUGAAAGCUGCUAGCUGGUGACAGGGCAGAUGGGGAGGGAGGGGAAGGUCAGGAAAUCCUGCUCCUCUGCCCUUUGGGAAGCAGCCCCUGGCAAAGCCCAGGGGAUGUGAGCGCAGCUGGCACUCGUGCUGUGGGAGUUGGCGUGGGGUCUGGGUUUAGUGAAACAGGGUGUAGCGCUCUCCCGCGCGGUCUGCUGUGCAGGUAGGAAGGCGUGGACAUGCUGGACGCCUGAGUAGUGCUAGUGACAGGUGCCAAGGUUCCGAUACGGGUUCUCGGGUCUGUUGUACAGUGUGAAUAAAUGCUUGCAGCUCUUAGCCCUUUUUUGAUCAACGAAGCACUUUUGUAUUGGUGUUUUCUUUGUAUGUAAGGAGGAACCGUAACUCUCCGUAGCUGUACAUAUAACCUUUUCUCCUAAAGAGGAGUCUGUCAGUGCUCCUAUAUUUUUCAUUUUUGUCAAAGCAAGAGGUAAAUACUUUAGAAUUGUUAAAUAUUAUAUAAAUAAAGCUAAUAAAGUUGAGUGUCCUGCACAGUGGCGUUUGCUCACCCCUUUAAUUCUUUGCCCUGUGGCCGGUUCCCUGUGUCCCUUUCCUGCUCACACAGACAUGGUUGGAGGAGGGGCUGGGAACAGACCUUUGCAAAGGGAAACGACAGAUUCCUUUUGGCUCUAGACGUUGGCAAGGAGCUGAGGCAUCGUGAGGCCCGGCGAUGCCUCAGCAGCAAAACGUUUUCUUAAUGGUUUUGCCUCUUGUGAUCUCCCAAGCAAAAAAGGGCCGAGCAGCUGGGCAUCGUAACAAUGACCUGCACGUCAGCAGUGCUUCAGCUGCCUCUGGCCUCUGGGUUUCUACUUUUGCUGCUGCUCUGAGCCCUUAGCCUCACCCCAGCUGCGGCGGAGGGGCAGGAGGAGAUGUUGGGAGGAGAAAGGUUACAAAGUGAUUCUGCCCAUUGUUUUGGAAGCGGAUAUGGGCACUGGAGAGGGCAAAAACAGAAUGAGAUGUGAUUAGAUUUGGUGGCCAAGUAGAAGUUCCCUGCCCUCCCUCCCCCGAGGCGGAAGCUCUGCUCCUGUGACUUCCGCUUCCAGCUGAGAAAAGGCGGUGGCGUCGGUCACUUCUGUCUGGACUAGAUCUGCUCUGAAGAGACAGACAGACAGACACUGCGCGGUUCCCGUCCUGUACGGCUGUGGGAGAGUAACGUGCAGUUCCUCCCUUGGGAAGGCUGAGUGGCUGGGUCUGGGGUCAGCAGCCCAGGGUCGGUGGUGAGUUGGCUCCCAAGAGUGACCUGCUGAAAGCCCCCUGGGGCCCUUGAAUUUUUGGGGCUCUAGGGUCACUUCCUACGUGUACCCUGUGUGAGCACUAAGCGCUUAAGAGCAGCUGUGACCGCUGUUGGCAGCAGGUGCCUGAGAAAAGGGAAAUGGUGUCACCUUGGUCCUUUUAGCCCACACAGGGGGCCCUGCCUUGUGUUCAGACCAAGUUGUGAGAAACCUGCGUGUCUCGUGGCCACCGUGUCUGUACCUAAGGCCUCAUGGCUUACUCCCCACCAGGUGAAAGCGCUGGCUCUGCCACUCCAGGCCGUUGGGGGCCCCAGAAGCAGGUAGGAAGAUGAAAAGCCAGGACACUGGUGAGACCUGGCCAGGAUGGCAAAGGAGCUCCCCUGUGGAGAGUGGCUGUGGGUGAAGAGCCGUUCUCAGGGCUGGGGCCUGCGUUCCUCAGGCCACCACGUGGAGGGAUUUGGUCUGAAGCAAAUUGUGACUUUGAGCCAUCAGGAUGCCCACUUCAUCCCUGCAUUUCCCUAUCCUGCCGUGCUCUCAAUACUUCUUUUUUUGUACUUUGCCUUCCUUAGAAAGUUGCCUCAGCCCAGAGGGCAGAGCUUAAGAUGGGCCAGGGCUGUGGAGAAAGUGCUGGAAACGUGGCAGGAGCUCCAGUGUUGUAGUCUCAAGGAGCUGGCUCCUGAAUUGAGGUUGCCAACAAGAUCUCGAGGGCAGGAAUAGGAGGUGACACUGAAACACCCGCCCCCGCUGUCCCCAGUGAGUAACCGUGCUGUUGGCCAUGCUGCAAACUGGGUAGAGGUCAUGGUGUCGCAGGUUCAGUGGGGAGCCUGCCGCCUUCCCUUCCGCCAGGCCAUGUCAGCCGAGCUUGGCUGGGGGGCAUCCGUAGGCUGGGACGGCAAAACCGCUACAUGCCGCCAUUGGAUCUCACUUUGCAGUCAAGGCCGGUUCGGUGAGCUUGGCCUGCGGUGCUCGCAGAAGCGUUCGCUGUACUUCUGUGCCCGCUCCCUCCCCGGCGGGUUUGUAAGAUUUUUAAAACGUGAGCUGGAUCUUGAGGCUCGGAUGCUGUGAGGAAAUGAAGCUGAGGGUUGCUGAUCGCAGUGCUGGUCUGGGUAACACCACUGAUGACCGCUGUAGCCUCACAGACUCAGUGACCCUGAAUAAACGUGUCACUGUCACCCACAAACAGUUGUUCAGUCCCUGGGUUUGUCCUUUGUUCUUCA